UGUCCUGCUGCUGACUAGUGAGUUUUCCCUCCCGCCUAUAAAAGCGCAGCGCUCUCCCUCCUACUGCAGUCAGUUCUCCUCCGGCUCAGCCAGCAUGAGUUUCACGGUAGAACACCACUUCAUGGGCCCGGGCUCGUACCGCAAGGCUCGGCCCGCCUCUGUGUCCUCAAGCGGAUUUCACUCCCAGCGCCGCCGCAUCACCUACAGCCAGCCGUCCUCCCUGGACAGCAUUGAGACGUUCAAUGGAGACAAGGCGAGGAAGACCGAGAAAGAGAUCCUGCAGGCUCUCAAUGACCGCUUCGCCGGCUACAUCGACAAGGUGCGUAACUUGGAGAUGCACAACCGCAACCUGGAGGCAGAAGCGGCAGCUCUGCGGCAGAGCCAGGCAGGGCGCGCAUCCGUCGGGGAGCACUACGAGCGAGAGCUGGCUGACCUGAGGGGUCUCCUGCAGCAGCUGACCGGAGAGAAGGCCCGCGCCGCUCUAGAGCACGAGCACCUGGAAGACGACAUCCAGCACCUGCGGGUCAGGCUGGAGGAUGAGGCGCGGAACCGGGAAGAGCUGGAGGCUGCCGCCCGCGCCAUGAAGAAGUACGUGGAGGAGUGCCGGCUGACGCGUCUGGAGCUGGACAAGAAGCUCCGCGCCCUGGAAGAGGAGGCCGUUUUCCUGAAGAAGAACCACGAGGAAGAGGUGGCCGAGCUCCUGGCGCAGAUUCAGGGUGCGCAGGUGAGCUUCGACAUGCGGGACACGGUCAAGGCGGACGUCACCAGCGCACUGCGAGAGAUCCGAUCGCAGCUGGAUACUCACGCAUCCAAGAGUUCAACGCACGCGGAGGAAUGGUUCAAAGUGCGUAUGGAGCGCCUGUCCGAGGCUGCGAGGUCUAACCAGGAUGCGAUCCGUGGAAGCCAGGACGAGAUUGCAGAGUACCGUCGCCAGCUCCAGAACCGCACCAUUGAGCUGGAGACUCUCAGAGGAACCAAGGAGUCACUGGAGAGGCAGCGCAUAGAGAGCGAGGAUAGACACCAGGAUGACCUCAGCUCACUACAGGAGACCAUCAAUCAGCUGGACAAUGAGCUGAAAACUACCAAAUGGGAGAUGGCCAGCCAGCUGAAAGACUACCAGGAGCUGCUGAACGUUAAGAUGGCUCUAGAUAUCGAGAUCGCUGCUUACAGGAAGCUACUGGAAGGAGAGGAGAACCGGUUUGCAGGCGGCAGCCCAUACUCCUACCUGGAAAGCAGACUGUCUGCCCCCCUGAAAGUUAAAGGAGAGGAGAUUUCCGAUACAGUCAUUGUGGAGGAGCAGACAGAUGAGACCCAGGUGACCGAGGUGACAGAGGAGGCAGAAGAGGAGGAAGAGGAGGAAGAGAAAGAAGAAGAAGCAGGAGAGGAAGAAGAGGAGGACGAAGAGGCCAAAGAGGAGGAGGGAGAAGGUGAGGACGGCGAGGAAAAGGAGGAAGAAGGAGAGGGAGAGGAGGAGAAGGAAGAAGAAAAGGGAGAGGAGGAAAAAGAGGAAGAGGGAGAGGAGAAAGAGGGCGGAGAGGACGCAGGGGAGGAGGAAGAGAAGUCCAAAUCUCCGGAAAAGGCUGCAACCCCUCCUUCAAAAUCCCCUCAGCCUAAAUCUCCCGUGGCCAAAUCACCAGAAUCCAAAUCACCAGAAUCUAAAUCACCAGCAUCCAAAUCCCCCAUGCCCAAAUCACCUGCUAAGUCUCCUGUGGUCAAAUCCCCCGCAGGAGAUGAGUCCAAGUCCCCAGUGUCAAAAUCCCCCGAACCAAAAUCACCGCCUCCCAAAAGCCCCGAACCAAAGUCUCCAGAGAAAGAGGAGGCCAAGCCUGCUGCUGCCAAAGACACCCCUAAAGAGGAGAAGAAAGAGGAGAAGCCAGAGCCCGUCAAGGAGGAAAAGAAGGAGAAAGAGCAGCCCGUGAAGGAGGAGAAGAAGCAGGAGCCCAAGGAGAAAGAGCCAGAGAAGGAAGAGAAGCCCGAUACAAAGAAAGAGAGCAAAGCCGAUGAAGCACCCAAAAAGGACGAAGCUUCAAAACCGGCAGCUCCCAGCAAGGAGGAGAAACCUGCCCCCAAGCCUGAGCCUAAAGAGAGCGCUCCACCCGCUAAGGAGGAGAAGCCCUCCGCUCCAAAAUCAGAAAAGGCAGAGCCCGAGGCGAAGCCAGCUCCCAAGGCAGAGCCUGAGAAAGCAGAGAGCAAGAAGGAGGAGAAGAAGCCAGAGGAGAAGCCUGCUCCCAAGGCAGAGCCCGAGAAAGUAGAAAGCAAGAAGGAGGAGAAGAAGCCUGAGGAGAAGCCUGCUCCUAAGGCAGAGCCAGAGAAAGUAGAAAGCAAGAAGGAGGAGAAGAAGCCCGAGGAGAAGCCUGCUCCCAAGGCAGAGCCCGAGAAAACAGAGAGCAAGAAGGAGGAGAAGAAGCCAGAGGACAAAAAGGAGACCAGUAAAGAAGAGAGUAAGGAGGUGAAGGAGGAGGCAAAGACGGAGAAGGCUGAGAAAUCUUCCGGCACCGAGACAAAGGAGAGCAAGGAGACGAAGAAGUAAGCUUGAAAUUCUGCAUUUCAAGUCUAGAGGAGAGGAGUAGGUGGAGAUGCCAAAGAACUCUGUGAGAGGGAAGUAGUGGGAAAGCAAACAGAGGGUUAAGAGCAGGAGAAAGUACAGAUGUCCGCAGCUAAGCAGGCAACAGUAUGUAAGCAAUAGUGUUUUCUGUAGCAAAUAACCCCCCCUGCUCCCUAAGUAUGGCCAUUACACCCCCAUGAUGCUUCUGAUGUAUGACUGUAGUGAAUGCAGAAUGCUCUAAACUCUUUAUCUGAAUGUGACAACUGCCCUCAAUAAAUAACAAGUGCAUUUAAACUGAAUCCCGCUGAUGGGCACAGCAGCGUCCUGCUGGACCCUCUCAAGCCUUCAAGGGUAGAGAUGUCAAAAUAAUGUCAAGCUAAAGUCUGUGACAGUGAACCUAAAAAUGUAUAUUUAAGGAGAUACAAUCGUCUAUAUUAUAUUUACAGAUAGUAAAGAAAGACUUGAAUUUUGCUUGUUGUGCACCUUAAUGCAGCUUCUCCUGACAGGUGAGCUGCAGAGUCUCACUCUUCUAGUCUGCAAUGCAAGGACAAUGAUGACUGUGCUAUGUAUAAACUGCUGAGAAUAUGCAAUAUGAAACAGUAAAUAAAGAAUGAAAAAAAAA
Molecule: messenger RNA, 3167 nt
Organism: Mugil cephalus (flathead mullet)
Lineage: Eukaryota; Metazoa; Chordata; Actinopteri; Mugiliformes; Mugilidae
Product: neurofilament heavy polypeptide-like
Exons: 4
Coding region: 95-2530 (811 amino acids)
Biological process (GO): axon development
Cellular component (GO): neurofilament; axon
Molecular function (GO): structural constituent of postsynaptic intermediate filament cytoskeleton
Source: RefSeq, a predicted model, not a curated record